This is a messenger RNA of Magallana angulata, 2209 nucleotides long. RefSeq lists its product as uncharacterized. The transcript has 2 exons. Lineage: Eukaryota; Metazoa; Mollusca; Bivalvia; Ostreida; Ostreidae. The record is from RefSeq and is a predicted model, not a curated record. Bases 33 to 1913 code for a protein of 626 amino acids.
GAUCAUAUUACAUACUGUGAUACAUAUAUGUUAUGAUUUACUUUUUCAGAAGAAAAAAAAAAUCCAAGGUUAGAAAAAUGGCUACCUCAGACAAUGUAAAUAUUCCAAAAUUUUCUGAUGAUAUUGAUGAAUUUGAUGGUAGUGUUCUGGAAUAUGUAACUGAAGACGAAGAAGCAACUCUAUUUGCAAAUAUAGCCGAUUUUAAAGCUAGACGUUGCUUUGUGAAAACAAAGUUCCAUGAAAUGUUUGUCAACAUAAUUGAUAGUUGUAGGAAAAGUAGGAAUUCUUGGACUUACCUUAGUGGAAUUCAGGGACUUGGAAAGACAUCAUCAGUGCUGUACUAUGUUUUGGAUCGCAGGAAAAAUAAUGAUACUGGGGUUCAUUACUUUGACCUUAUUGAAAUCGAAAAGAAAGAUAAAAACCUACAAACUUUCUCUACUUUUGUUGAAGAUUUUCAAAGCGAAGACUGUUUUAUCAUCGAUCAUGUUACAAUGUUCAAUUCUCAUUACCUUGACCGAAUUAAAGAAAUAGUUGCAAGUAGAAUUGACAAAUUUAUGUUGAUUGAAGCAGGAUUUACUGCUAGUGCACACACUGCUCUAUAUGAUUGUGGAAAAGAAUUACAAUUGGAUGAGGAGAACUUUUUGAAAAUUUGGAAUGGUUCUUUAAAGUCUUUGGGCUGUCAGGACCAUGCUCUUUCACAGAAGGGAAAAGAAGUGUAUGAUGUAUUCUCGAAGCGCUUUUUGGUAACACCUAGAUUGCUUCAUGGUGUUCUGGACUAUAUGUACAGCUUUCGUUGCAUUGGGAAAACAGUUCAACAAGCUUUAGCACGCUAUACAAAGCAGACACGAGAAGAAAUUGUCCACUUUAAGGGAUGUGGAGACAAUGAACAAUAUGCACAAUUUUUGCUUCACACUACUAUUCUUUUGGAGCAUAUCCCAGAUGAAGGAGAAUACAUCUUUACAGAAAAACAGGCAACAAAGAUUUUGAUUGCAAUCAACAUUUUUGAAACUGAAUAUUGCAUAGUCACAAAAGAUGAAUUAGACUCAAAUAAAGAAUUAUCAGAGCUUGACCUUAAAGAAGGAGAUAACUUCGUAAAAGUUCAGCACCUUCAACCUUACCUUGCAGAUGCAUGGCGACAAAGAUUACCUUAUCAUCUUCAAUUUGUGCUGGAAAAAGCUAGUGAUGAGAUUUUUACCAUAAUGUUCCGGAAUGGAGAAGCUGGAAAGGAAUUUGAGAAAAUGCUUGUAGAGAUCCAGAGGAAUCAAGGCACAGUAAUCCUACCUUCCAAUUCAACAGUUCUUGAAACAGUGUUCGAGCCUUCAGAGACAAAAUUUGAUGGGUCACAAACAAAUGACUGGCUACUCUUGAAAGUUCCACGUAAGAAUUUUUUGGAAUGCAAUGUUCCAGAUAAUCUUACAGAUAUCCCAGAAGAUUUAGAAAACCAUCAAAAAAAUAUUGCAAAAUUUGCUUUUUAUAUAAAACAGCGUAUAGGAUCAACUGACAAGCUUUUGGUUUAUCCUCAGGACCGAAACUUGUUGGGAGUUGAUUACUUUGUAUACAGAACAGACAGUGGUGGUAUGGAGGCAUGCUCUCCUGCUAAGAAACUUAAAACCAAAGAGAAUUCAGUACUGUAUCUUGUUCAAGUUGCAACUGGUGCGACACACAGAGGAGACACUAUAGGCCAAGCUCUUGAUGUUGUGAAGAGGGUAUUUUCUGACAUUGAUGUUACAAUUCAUGUUGUUCUUAUCAUUGCACAGAGUGACUAUAAACCAUACACAUUAACUAAAUGCAGGUUUGAAAACAUCACAGUCUUAAAUUUGUAUGAGAACUCUUCAAGUGUACUUCAAACCCUUUUGCAGUCAAAUGCACUUUUGUAUAAAUUUUACGUACAACUGAUAAAAAAAACAACGUAAAACAAUUACAUGUAAUAUAUAGUGUAUUUUUACAGUCUUUUAAAACAACAUAAAAAUAUGUAUGUAAAUACAUGUAUGUGUAUAAUGCCUUGUUUGAUUAUAGGACUGAAAUAAAGCCUAUCUUAAAAAUAUUGUUGUAGACAGUUUUCAAAGUGCACAAAAUUGGUAGAAUCACUUUGCUGAUAAAGGUUCAUGUAGUCUUGGUUGUAAGUACCGGUAUAUUACCCUAAUUAUUGUGACACUUGUUUGUAUGUGUAUUAGGCUAUUUGAUUUUAAAUAAAGAUGAAAAUAUGUCA